Messenger RNA from Osmerus eperlanus (European smelt), 4949 nucleotides. Its product is annotated as protein-methionine sulfoxide oxidase mical3a-like. Lineage: Eukaryota; Metazoa; Chordata; Actinopteri; Osmeriformes; Osmeridae. The transcript has 26 exons. The record is from RefSeq and is a predicted model, not a curated record. Gene Ontology annotation, molecular function: protein binding. The coding region runs from base 116 to 4348 and encodes 1410 amino acids.
ACGAGGCGGCCGACUUCUCCACCAAUCACCAGCUGCCAUCCUUGGACUUUGCCAUCAACCACUAUGGGCAGCCCGACGUGGCCAUGUUCGACUUCACCUGCAUCCGUUCUGGCCCAUGGGGACUGGGAUCGCGCGAGGGUUCCUGGCAGCGAUGGACUCAGCAUGGAUGGUUCGCAGCUGGGCUCUAGGACACGCCCCCUUGGAAGUUUUGGCGGAGAGGGAGAGUCUGUAUCGCCUUCUUCCCCAGACAACCCCGGAGAACAUCAACAAGAACUUCAAUCUGUACACUGUGGAUCCAGCGACACGCUACCCCAACAUCAACCCUCAACUCAUCACCCCUGCACAGGUCAAACACCUGAUAGACACAGGAGACAGCAGAGAUGUGGAUAUAGACAUUGAGAAUCUCCACAGCUCGCCCUUAUCCAAACUACAACGACAAGAAUCCUUCUCUCGCUCCAGUAAGCUGUUGAGCUGGUGUCAGCAGCAGACCCAGGGUUACCGAGGCGUUGCCGUUAGCGACCUGACUAGUUCCUGGAAGACUGGGCUGGCGCUGUGUGCCCUCAUCCACCACUACCGACCCGACCUAAUUGACUUUGAGUCUCUGGAGGAAGCAGAGGUCGAGGAGAACACUCAGUUGGGCUUGGAGGUGGCCGAGCUGGAGUUUGGCAUCUCUCCAGUAAUGACGGUGGAGGAGAUGUCAUCUAUGGGAGAGCCAGACACCCUUUGCAUGGUCAUGUACCUCAGCCAGUUUUACCAGCUCUUCAAGGACUCCAUGCCCCCCAGUGAGUCCCUGGGUCAGAGUUCAGAACGCAGGGCUGCCCUGAUGGCCCCCACCUCCCAGCUGAGCAGACUAGGACACAGUCCCUCACGCAAACGCAACCCCAAGGGGCAGGAGAAGGAUGCGAUGGGGAAGAGGAGGAAGACCAGUCGGCCAAGCCCAGAUGAAGAGGAAGAAGCGGCAGAUGGUUACUACGACAACCUAACUUUGAAGGCAGGGUCUGUGGGCGGAGCGAGCCGUACCAGAGUGCGCCUGAUGGCCAAUCAGCUUCUGGCUAAGUUUGAGGAGAACGCCUCCGGCGCCCCCUCCUCCUCCUCGGCUGCAGCUUUGCGGAGACAGAAAUUUGUUCAGAUGUACACAGAGGGAGUAAGCUCACGGGCUGAACAGUUAGCCAAUCAGCUUCAGAAUCAGGAGGCCCCCAAACCCGCUACUUCAGAAAGGAGGGAAUCGGUGAACCUGCGGGGCGUGUUUGCGUCGGGCGGCACCAGCGACGUGUGUUUCUUCUGUAAGAAGCGCGUGUAUGUGAUGGAACGGCUCAGCGCCGAGGGCCUGUUCUUCCACCGCAGCUGCUUCCAGUGCGACCACUGCAGCUCCACCCUCCGCCUGGCCUCCUACGCCUUCGACAGACCCACUGGGAAGUUCUACUGUAAGCCUCACUAUGACCUUCGCCUGUCUGGCGCUGCCCAGAGAAAGAGGCCUGCCCCCAACACCCCCUCCUCACCCUCGGAGAGAACCCGCUCCCAGAGGACCUCCCAGGGGUCUCUGGCUUCUCUGCCCUUCCCAUCCUCCAUUGAUGGUCCCUCUCCUGUUACUACGGUGAUAACCGAUGGUCGCAGAUCCUCAGUGGCGUCUCUGAUAGAGAGGGAGGCAGUCCUGGCCAAGCGGGUGCGCGGCACGCCGGAGCGCAUUGAGCUGGAGAACUACCGUGUGACCCUGGGGAGCCUGGAGUCUGACCUGACUGAGGAGCCGGAGGAGGUGCCAGAGGAGACGCUGGCCAAUCAUAACCUCAGCCUGAUGGUGAAGAGCACAGAGAGCUCCAGUUCUGAGUCAGACAUGGAGGAGGAUGGGUCGCAGACGGUGACCUCUGAACUGUCCAGAGCCUCCUGGAGGCAGGCGGUGGAACUGCACAACCGCCUGAGGGGGCAGAAAGACAGCAUGACAGGGGAGGCAGAGGAGGAUGAGGAAGAGGAGGAGGAGGAGGAGGGGGAGGUGGAUGACGAUGACGAUCAUGACGAUGAGGAUGAUGUUGAAUCCAGUGAUGAAGGGGAGUACUGUCCUUGGGAGACAGAAUGCCAUUCGGGGUUGUGGGUUCUUCAAGAAGAGGUGGAGGAUACAGACGAAGACUUACCCCCACCUCCACACACAUCUGAGGCAGUAUCAUUACCCAGAAGCAAUGACGGCACACUCUCUCAAACACACUUCAGCGACACAUCCCUUGGCGCACACACACUUGAGAUCGUCUUGCCUGACUCCACCACACCUGAGACAACAGCUCCAGACACACCCAGUCUGGACUCCCGCAGCCCUGCCAGCCUCCCCAACAUCACCACCCUCAGCAGAACCCUCAGAAGCCCCACCUCCUCCGUUCCCACCCCAGACUCCAACUCCUCCGUCUUCACCUCCUCCUCUCCCAACUCCUCCUCCGGCUACUCCCCUUGCCCUGAGGAAGAGGGGAAGGAGAAAGCGCAGGAUAAAAAGGAGAAGAAAGAGCGUGAGGAGAGAGAGAGGGGGAUGAAGGACAGAGGAAGGCGUGAUCCCAGCAGUAGCUCUGGGGUGGGUAUGAACAGUGAAUCCACCACCUCCGACACCACCACUCUGACCCCUCCCCGCACCCCUCCCUCCCGCUGCCUCAAAGAAUGUUGGGAUAGCGUAACCCAGAAUGCCUUGCAGGAGGAGGGUCUGCUUGGCUCCGCACCUCGCCCUGCACCUAUCAUGGCAGCUGUGGUGGUGCGGAGGGCCGACUGUGAGAGCAGGGGGUCUUUCGGGGAGCUCCUGGGUGAUGACGAUGACGACGAUAUAUUAGAGCCCUUUGAGGACACAAGUCCCCCCCUGUCUCCUCAGAAGCCCCUGCAGCAGGUGCUGGUCAGGGAGCACAGUGCCAGAGUGGAGAGGGAGAAGGAGAGAAAGAGGGAGGUGGAAAGAAGGAGGGAGCUAGAACGAGCUGCCAUGUGUAUAACCCGGGAGGAGACGACCCCCCCGAGCUCUGAGCCCGCCUCAGGGAGGAGCAGGGGGGGUCUGGACCCCCGCAGACUGACAGAGAGCCUUCCUCCACUGCUUCUCGCUUCUCUGCAGGGAGGCUCCAUCUUCUCCCAUCUGAAGGGACUCAGGGACACGCAGGGCCCCAGCCAGUGUGCUCCCGAGGAGGGGACGGAGGAGGGCAGACCCAGGCCUCUCUGGAAGGCUGUCUUCUCCGGGUACAAGAAGGACAGAAAAAAGGAGAGGACUUCCUCUCAAGACAAGAUAGCUGCUGCCGCCCCUUCGGAACAUGGCAGGAAGGAAGCAGCCAGGAAGGAAGCAGGCAGGAAGGAAGCAGCCAGUAAGGAAGCAGGCAGGAAGGAAGCAGGCAGGAAGGAAGCUCAAGAACGGAAAUCCACAGGCAGGCCCUUGAAGGUUAAUCAGAGCUGGUUGGAGGAAUCUGAGCUGACCUGUUCUGCAGUCAUGGAGAGAUGUUCCCUGAACCCCAGAGCCAAUCUACGCCUGGAGAUUUUUGACCUGGCGUCAGAUCUCCAGAAGGAAACUAUAAAAGAGGAGGAGGAGGACCAGGGAAAUGAGGAGACCACCUAUGUCCCACAUGCUCUGGCGUUCAGGAGAGCGUAUGCCAUCAAGAAGCGUCCUGUGAAGAAGACGACGCCCGCUAAGGAGACAGGGAGCGAGUCGUUCUGUCCCACAGAGGUGUUGGGGGCGCUGGUGCCUUUCAAGGACCCCUCGAGCCUGAGUGUGACCGACGCGCUGUUCCAGAAGGCCAGCGCGGAGGAGCAGCUGGACGCCAGGAUCACGCGCAGGGUACAGAAGGCCGCACGCAAACAGGCCAAACAGGAGCAGCUCAAGAGACUGCACCGAGCACAGAUCAUCCAGAGACAGUUGGAGCAGGUGGAGGAGAAACAGAGACAGCUUGAAGAGAGGGGCGUGGCUGUGGAGAAAGCUCUGAGGGGCGAAGCAGACUACUGGGGAGACUCUAGUGAGAACCAGGAGCUGGAUUUAUAUUUGGGGGGGAUGGGCAGGCAGGAUAACCCAGGUCUGAUGCAACAGUGGUUUAAGCUGGUGCAGCAGAAAAACAUUCUGGUGCGCUACGAGUCGGAGCUCGUGAUAUUUGCUCGAGAGUUGGAAUUGGAAGACAGACAGAGUCGGCUUCAGCAGGAGCUCCGAGAGAGGAUGGCCGUGGAUGACCACCUGAAGGGGGAGGGCGAGCUGGUGGAGGAGAGGCUGAUCCUGGAGGAGAUGCUGGAGGUGGUGGAGCAGAGAGACGCCCUGGUGUCCCUGCUGGAGGAGCACAGGCAGCAGGAGCACCAGGAGGACCGAGACCUGGAGGCAGUCAUGCUGUCCCGAGGCCUGGGUCUGCACUGGGCCUGACCCCUCAACCCCCCUCCACACCUACUGUACCACGCUUCACCGUGCUCUGCCUUGUGACAUCACAUACACCCUCACCCCAGCCUGCCUUGAGACAUGACUUCCUGUCCAGCAGGAAGCCAGCCAUCACAAUACUGCACAUCCUCUGGCCUACCACACUACACCUCUGCAGUUGCCAGGCUUAAAAGGCUUCUGACCCUCAGACAGCAGGUAGUGCUCCGCUAUGACCCCCUGGCCUGGUUAUCCCGCCUACAGCUGCAUGUCCCUGGGUGUGUUGCCCUCCAUACCCCCCCCACCCCCCGCCUGGUGAACCCUGAACUCACAACCCUACUCGUGACAGGCUUGGAACCCUCACUACUUGGGGCUCUCGCCAUACCUGAUAGGAUCACAUGACUUGUUAAAAUGAUAUCCCGCUAUCCUUGGAUGUAGUGAUUAACAUCUAUAAAACACGAGGGGCACUGCUAAUUUACUAAGCCUUCUAAUGGUAUGUCAAUCUUUGUAUGUUGUAUAAUAAAACAAACUCGGAUGUCUGACUUUUAAUGAAUCCAGUGAAACCUUCACCAGUACAUUGCAAGAGACAAAUAAAGAAAAAGGACAGUCAGCA